Molecule: messenger RNA, 1164 nt
Organism: Bacillus rossius redtenbacheri
Lineage: Eukaryota; Metazoa; Arthropoda; Insecta; Phasmatodea; Bacillidae
Product: immunoglobulin domain-containing protein oig-4-like
Exons: 3
Coding region: 28-522 (164 amino acids)
Source: RefSeq, a predicted model, not a curated record
GAGGGGGCGACACCUCCGGCUGGACCCAUGGACGCGAGAUGUGCGCUGGCGCUGGGCCUCCUCGUACUGCUGGCCGCCGGGCCGGCCUCGGGCGCCCGGGGCGGAGGGGGCGGAAAGUCCCGUGGCACCGGGCGCAAGGGCUACGGCUCGCGCAUGCCUGUGCUCAUCCAGCACCGAAACACCGCCAGCGCCAACUACUACGACCACAAGGACGGAGCGAGGAUAGUCAAGUCGUCCCACUUUGAGCUGGACUACAUGCUCGGUCGCAAGAUAACCUUCUUCUGCAUGGCCCAGGGCCUGCCCCGGCCGCACAUCACCUGGUUCAAGGACGGCAUAGAGCUCUACGCCCACAAGUACUUCCAGGUGCACGAAUGGCCGAUCGGCAACGACACCAUGAAAUCGAAGAUGGAGAUCGACCCGACCACUCAGAAGGACGCCGGCUAUUACGAGUGCCAGGCCGACAAUCAAUACUCCAUCGACAGGCGGGGAUUCAGGACAGACUAUGUCAUAUACACCUACUGAAGGCCGGAGCACGGUUGCGAGCGACACUGCGACACCAGCAUGCUUUUUGACAGUUCGCAACGCAGCUAUGAACAGUUAAUACAAUUAAGGACAACUCGCAUGCACACGUCAUCACAGCUUUAAAAAAAAAUAUUGUAAAAAAUGUAUGAUUUUGUAAAUCACACAUUUAUCAAAACUUUAAAAUAAUUAUUUUUCUAGGAAAUUAGAUUGGUAAGUACAAAUUGCAUAACCAAUUUUAAAAGAACACAAUAAAAAAUUUUAAAAAUUAAUUUUAAUUUCUUGGUUUACCUAUUUCAGAUUUUUAUCGCUAAGAAGUAACUCCAAACUGCCUCAACAGUGCAAAAGUUACUGAAAUCGCUCUAAAGGUACAUCCUGUGAUGUGUGAAUUAACUUUUAAAAACAUUAUAGAUGUAAAUAUUUUUUUAAAAAAUUAUGUUAUAUUUGGUGUCAAUGCAAGAAAAACCACAGAAGUUUGGUAUAAAUUAUUAUGAAAUGUUUUAAAAAUUGCCACGAGUGUAUCCUUAACUCUCUGUAAAAGACUCAUCUCUGAUGUAGUAAGGAAAAAAGUUUUUCUGCUACCAGUAUCAGUCAACAGCAAUUUAUACUUUCUAGAAUUGUUAAAUAAAGGAAUUCUCUUUCUUA